CUAAGAUUAGAAUUAUUAGAUCUAGAAUAAUCUAGACUCUAGAAUACUCUAGAUCUAUAAGUAACCUUUAACUGUCUAUAGGAUCUAGAUCUAGAGCAGAUCUUAUGUGUCAAACAAGCUAUGGAAGAAACAAAUAAAGAUCUACACGUUAGGAAUAAAGCUUCACUGGGUAAAUUGGGCACCCAAUCAGCUCCAGGUUUUCUGUCACUUUUACAGAAGGACAAAGCCUACAGAUGGAGGGUUACACAAUCUUUUCUGCUUUCAUUAUCCAGUUUCACUUUGGGUAUUAUUAUUGGUCAACAAGGGCCUACAUUUUUAGACCUGCAGAUUAUCACAGGGACUGAUGUUGAGACUGCCUCUUCAUUUUUUACUGCGGGGUCAUUUGGUUACAUGGUUGGAUCUUUCAUCAGUGGCUUUGUACAUGGCAAGGUCAAAAACAGUGUAUUCAUGGCCAUUGUCAAUGCAGGGGCUGGAAUCAUGGCUAUCAUCACACCUUACUGUUCACCUUUUGCUCUCAUGCUAGUGAUCAAAUUUUCAACAAGCAUAUUCUGUGGAGGUAUAGAUACCAUUGUGAAUGCUGAGCAUAUACGUAUAUGGGGCAGUGAUAAUCAGCCUUUACUUCAAUUUAUACAUUUUACAUUUGCACUAGGAGGGGUUCUCACACCACUGUUUACAGAGCCCUUCCUAGCAGAGAAAGAAACAGGAAACAGUACCAUUAGAACAGAUGGUGAACCUACAAUUUUUAUGAACUCAACAAGUCAGUGGAAGCAAGAAAAUACAUCCAACAUGACAUGGUUAGCUACCAAUGGUACCAUGUUAGUAAAAGCAAGAACUACAAAUGUUCAUUAUGCAUUUCUUAUAUCUGGCAUCAUUGCUAUACUAACUUCUUUUCCAUUUAUAUAUCUAAGUAUUGUAGAAAAGUCCACAGAACACAAAUCUGAAGAGAAAUACACUCAAAAGGUUCAUAGUAGAAAACUUCCUAGACAUUUAAAUAUAUUUGUUAUCUUAGUUUUAUGUUUCUUCUUUCUAGUUUAUUGCUGUGUAGAGGAUACAUUUGCAUCAUUCCUCAUGACUUUUGUUGUUACUGAAUAUGAUGAAGUUUCUAAAUCAAAAGGUGCUUACAUAACCACUUUCUAUUGGGCCUCGUUUGCAGUGGGCAGAUUUCUCAACAUUUUUGUGUCAAAAUAUGUCAUAGCUGUGAAAUUAAUUAGUUUAUACACAUUCCUAAUGGUAAUAGCUUUUUCAUGUUUUACAAUAAGUGCUUUCUUUGCACAGAUUGAUGCAAUCACAGUUUUUGCUGGCAUGGCUGGUAUUUCCAUGUCUGCUGUUUUUGCUGCUGGUUUUGGUUGGACAGAAUCAGAACUUCUUAAAGUAACUGGUUGGGUUUCUUCUUUCAUUCUGACUGCUAAUUCUCUUGGCUUGAUGAUCAACCCACUAAUCAUUGCUUAUCUCAUGGAAGAAGUUUCUAACAUGUGGUUCUGUUAUGUUUUGUUGUUACAAACAUUUGUAGUUUGCAGUACCUUCUUAUUUCUCCUGUUAUUUAACAGAUGUUAUCUCAACAAAGUUUAUGGAAAAGUUGGAGAUAGUAAAAAUUUAGAGAUAGUUGUGGAGACUCCACUUCAAGAAACAGAAAAAUUUCUAGAGAAUGACUUAAAAACAUCAGAAAAUGUUCCAAAUAUCAAUUUAACUUUAUGAAAAUAUAUUAUGUUUUCACUUUGUUGUAAAAUAAUAAUUUACAUUUUAUUGUAAUUAUAAUAAUAUUAAUUUUUUACAAAAUAAAAAAUACUAUUCCAUUUUCCACCUGCAAUUUUUUUGGUUAUAGAUUCUAAGUUAUAGAUCAGAAUGUGAUGCAGAAUGCAUCAAGUAUAAAGAAGGAUUUAAUGUAAGACAUCUGUGGUAUUUUUUUUAGAUUAAGCAAAUAUUUUGUCUUAAUAAAGUGUAUACACAAUGCAGAAUAAUGUGCCAUUUUAAAUUCAAUAGGUUACCACAAUUUUGUGAUACUGUAUUUUAAAAAAAAUAGACUUAUGUUUUAAUAAGUUACCACAAACAUGUUUGUGAAAUAGAUUACCUUUGUAGUAAUGAUGAAGAAUGCUGAUGCUAGAGUUGGUGCUUUCUUCUGUAAGUUUUUAUUAUGAAAGUUUUAUAUAUGAAGUUUUUGUUCUCCUUUUUUAAAAAUUUGCUCAUGCCAAAGACAUUAAUUCCUUGAGCAAUAUGCUAAUUUUAUUUAUUUUGGGGUAGUUCAUUAAAAUGAAUAAACUAAUUAAAGCAGACAUUGCUUUGUUAUUUGAAUACUAAGUAAUUAUAAAUAUAUCAAAGUGUUUAUUAUGAUCAUUAAACACCACUUAAAGUUAAAAAAAAAAGGAACAAUUCUAUAAAAUUACUUUUUUUAAAAAUUCUAGUAAACAGGCAAACAAAUAAUAGUAAUUAGGUUUUUGCUCUAA
Molecule: messenger RNA, 2441 nt
Organism: Physella acuta
Lineage: Eukaryota; Metazoa; Mollusca; Gastropoda; Physidae
Product: sodium-dependent glucose transporter 1
Molecular function (GO): D-glucose transmembrane transporter activity
Source: RefSeq, a predicted model, not a curated record